Messenger RNA from Salpingoeca rosetta, 2943 nucleotides. RefSeq lists its product as uncharacterized. Lineage: Eukaryota; Choanoflagellata; Craspedida; Salpingoecidae. The record is from RefSeq and is a predicted model, not a curated record. The transcript has 13 exons. Gene Ontology annotation, molecular function: protein heterodimerization activity. The coding region runs from base 1 to 2943 and encodes 980 amino acids.
AUGGACGAGCAGGUGUACCACAAGGCGACGCGGGCUGCGGUGACAGCCAUUGCGAAGAAGGCGGGCUUCAAACAUGCCGAGCAGAACGCCACAGAGCAACUGGCAUCAGUUGCCCAGGCCUUUAUCCGACAAAUGGCCAUCAACGCCCUCGGAAACGCCAACGAAGAGGGGAGACAUGAAAUCAACGCGGACGAUGUCGAUGCGGCCAUGGAGAGUGUCAACGUUAAUCCAACCAGCCUUAAUUGGUUCCUCCUCGAAGUUCGAAGAACUAAAACAGGGAAGGAGGCGCUCAGGAACUUCCCGCAACCCAAUGAGCGCGUCUUCCUGCACAUGCCAAAACCUAAUCCCCACACAAGAAUAACAACACCUCCGUCUGCUUUAGUCUCGACAACACCAACUCCCCAACUCCGCAACACACCACCACCAGCCCACCUGCCGCCGCUCCCACACACAACAGACAGCGCAAAGUCCUCCAAAUCGCCCGAACCCUCAGCAGCGGGUGAGGAAUCAGACAAAGAAAAGACGGCAACAGCAGAGGCAGACAAAACAGCAGCAGCAGUGCAGCGUGCAUCCCCGCCACCAUCAGCAGCAACACAGAUGGACGUGAGGGAGGAGCACAGAAUACCAACAGCAGAGGCAACAGAGGGCGGGAAGCGCCAACCACAGCAUGCAGCAGCAGCAGUGACGGCGGGAGGAGGAAGAGGAGGAGGAGGAGGAGGAGGAGGAGGAGGAGAACAAGAAGGAGAAGGAGAAGAAGAAGAAGCAACAACACGACCGGCCGCACAUGAAGCGCAGGAGCCGGCGGCUGCAACCACCGCAGCCACCACCACAAGUACAACAGCCACAACGAAGCCGUCUGACGAAUUUGAUGACUUCUUUCGGUCGCUCGAAGACGAGGGCGUCAAGAUUGAGGACGGCGUUGCGCUGCCGCCGACAAUCGAAGACAACCCGGCGUACGAUGCACCUGCCGAGUUUGUACCCGUCCCGCUCUCGCCGCCACGCCCCACACGCGCCACGGAGCCCGCGCCGCACCACAAGCCGUCCAAGACGAAGACGAGCAAACCUGGCCGCUCCUCAACGCGCGCAAGCAAAACCGCCACCCCGACGCCUGCAGACAAGAGCCGCACAAAGUCGCCAGCCGCUGUGCCGCCAGCAUCAACCAGCCAAAGCAAAGGCAAAGACAGGGGUGCGGCCAGCGCCACAGCAGCCACAACAGCAUCGAAAACAGCAUCGAAAGCAGCCACCCCCACGGCCAAACCUGUCAAGGCUGCGGAGUCGCGAGCUCCGCUCAAGAUGAAGCUUGCUGCCGCACCGUCACCGUCAUCGCAGCCAAAGGCGUCUCCAGCAGCGCGGAGGGCGUCAGGCGACGGGGAGCGACCAACGAAGCGAGCAAAGACAGCAUCCCCUGCCGCGCUGUCACAUGCAGCCGCCAGCACCGCACCAGCACCGUCAUCGUCGUCGACCUCGGCGUCUGCCCCCGGAGCGGCGUCCGAAUCACCGCCGCGGGCACGUGCGAGCCCCGCCACGCCAGCAGCAGGCAGUGGUGUUGCGCGGCCAACAGCCAAAUUGCCGCAGCAGCGACCAUCCGCAGCGUCGCCAGCCCGCACAAAGGAGGAGGCAGUGACACCCGCUGUGCCUUUGUCUGCCCCUGCGAAGACAAAGGAGACAAAGACAACAGCAACGGCAGCAGCAGCGGCGCCGCAGAAGCUCAAGCUGAGCAUCAAAUUUGGCGGGAAGGCCGUGGGUGGGGAGAAGCCAGCAGCAAGCGUGACUGAAGCGAAGAAGCAAGAGAGGAAGGACAAGGCGAAGGAGGCGAAGGAUGCCACGAAGGUCAAGGAGGAGAAGAAGGUGGAGAAAGGAAAGAAGAGGGAGGGGUCGGCGUUGCCAAUGCUGACACCAGCUCAGCCCACCCUCACCCCGCAACCCGUAGUACCAGCGUCGUCAUCAGCAGCAGCCAAAGAGAAGUCGAAGAAAAAGGCGCCUGCUCCCAAGCCGUCGCCGUCGCCAAAGCCAAAGCCACAUGUCAAGGCGUCUGCUUUGGUCCCUGAUCGCAGCAGCAAGAGCCGGCGCGAGAGCAAGCAGGGAGUGGCGCACGGAAAGGCCGUGGCGUCGCCAGCAAAGCGAAGCAAGACAGCAGACGCAGCUGCACCCCGCGCAUCGGAGGGCAAGCAGAGGAAGGCGGCACGAGACCGAGGCAGCACAAGGGGGAGCACAAGCGCAUCUGCAGGGUCCACGCCCAAGGCGCCCCGCCACGCGCACGCACGCUCCGUCUUCGCUGAGCUGAACAAGAAGCUGAAGCCAAUGUCGCCCCAGAUGAUUGUGAACGAGGGUGCCCGCCUGCUGUACGAGCGCGAGCAGCAGCCGUCGCUGCCGGGGACGGGGCCGCCGUACUGCAGCGACGCGUGCAAGCUUGGCGAGGCCGCUCGCUACUCCGAAGCAGGAAACUACAUUGCGUGCUCCUUGUGCGAUAAGUGGUACCACACAGACUGCAGCGUUGGCGUGUUCUUUGCCAAUAUGCCGGCGUUUUUCUGCGACAAAUGUGAUGCACAAAUACCGAUUGACUACGAGUGGCUGCGCAUUGCCAUGACCAAGAUGAAGGAGAGGAAGGUGAAGCAUGAAAGCACGAGGCAGGUGUCUCUGCUGGAAGUGUUUGGACCACCGGUCGUGUCGCUGCUGGCCCCAGAUGCCCGCGUCGCGUAUCUACAAUUAAUCAAGGAACCCAUGGGUGUGUACGCUGACUUUGAGACGAUUGACAAGAAGCUGCGGGGCCGCAAGUACACGCGUUGGAGCCCAUUUCUGCUGGAUGUCGCUCGCAUCUCGAUCAACUGCCGCGUCUUUAACCGCGACAACAAGGAAUACACGUUCUACGCGGAUGCCCUUGGGAUCAUGGUGGAGAGUUUGGUCGAAGUGUCUGUUCCAUUCUUCAGGCGUCUGCUCAGGUGA